Paramecium pentaurelia is the source of this 204-nucleotide messenger RNA. NCBI's taxonomy places the organism in Eukaryota, Ciliophora, Oligohymenophorea, Peniculida, Parameciidae. The record is from the annotation of a GenBank genome assembly.
AUGUUAAGCCUAUUGAAUAAAUUAGAAUCCAGAUUACGCGGAGGCGGUUGUGGAUCUAUUAAAACAAUUCCCAACAUCGAUAUAGUCAUAAAGUCUGAUAUUUACGACAUAGAAAAUUACAUUACAAGAUUUGAUUCUUUUGUCUAAACUAUAUACACUAAAGCAGCUCUUGCUGCUAAUUAUUAGAAGCUUAAGAAAUAAUGA